Molecule: messenger RNA, 1476 nt
Organism: Saprolegnia parasitica CBS 223.65
Lineage: Eukaryota; Oomycota; Saprolegniomycetes; Saprolegniales; Saprolegniaceae
Exons: 4
Coding region: 1-1425 (474 amino acids)
Biological process (GO): carbohydrate metabolic process
Molecular function (GO): beta-glucosidase activity
Source: RefSeq, a predicted model, not a curated record
AUGCCCACGCUGCAAUUCCCCGACGGCUUUGUCUGGGGCGCCGCCACCGCCGCGUACCAGAUCGAAGGCGCCGCCCACGAAGGCGGCCGCGGCCUCAGCAUCUGGGACGCCUUCUCCAAGACGCCCGGCAAAACCCUCAACGGCGACACCGGCGACAAGGCUGUCGACCACUACCACCUCUACAAGGAAGACGUCCAGCUCAUGGCCAACAUGGGCCUCCAGCACUACCGCCUCUCCAUCUCGUGGCCGCGCAUCCUUCCGACGGGCCGCAUGGACCACAUCAACGAGGAAGGCAUUGCGUUCUACAACAACCUCAUCGAUGAGCUGCUGGCGCAUGGCAUCACGCCGAUCGUGACGCUGUACCACUGGGACCUCCCGCUUGCGCUUCAGACCGAGUUGGAUGGCUAUCUUGGUGGAAAGCCAGUGAUUGAUGCGUUCGCUGCGUACGCGCGCCUCUGUUUUGAGCGAUUUGGCGACCGCGUCAAGCAGUGGAUCACGCUCAACGAGCCGUGGGUGGCCUCUGUCUUGGGCUUUGGUAUCGGCGUCAUGGCGCCGGGUCGCAAGCACAACGGCAAGACCGAACCGUACAUUGCCGGCCACAACAUGCUGCUUUGGCACGCACACGCCGUCAACGUCUACCGUACCGAGUUCCAAGAGACGCAAGGCGGCACGAUCGGCAUGACGCUCAACUGCGACUGGCGCGCGCCCAAGCCGUCGGACGACCCAGUGCAGUGGGCCCAGAACGUCGAGGCUGCCGAGCGCGCCGUCGUCUUCGACCUUGGCUGGUUCGCAGACCCAAUCUACUUUGGCGACUACCCCGAGGAGAUGAAGACGCGGCAGCAACGAUUCUUUGGGAUCAACCACUACGGCACCAACUACGUCGAGCCCUCGGACGCGUACCUCGCCAAUGCCCCAUGCGGUCGUGACGGCAUCAUUUUCGAUGACGCCGGUGUCACGAUGUCGGCGGACGAUGCGUGGCCGCGCACCGACUUGGGCUGGAACGCCGUGCCGUGGGGUUUUCGCCAUCUUCUGAUGUGGAUCCAAGCCCGGUAUGCGCCGGCGGGCGGCAUCAUCGUCACCGAGAACGGCUGCGCGGUCGCCGACGACGACCAAGUCGCAGCGGCCAACGAUGACUUCCGCGUCAGCUACUACCGUGGCUACAUUGCCGAGAUGCACAAGGCCAUCACCGAGUUCAACGUCGACGUCCGGGGCUACUAUGCGUGGUCGUUCAUCGACAACUACGAGUGGGCGUGCGGCUACAGCAAGCGGUUCGGUCUCCACUGGGUCAACUACGAGACGAUGGAGCGCAUGCCAAAAGCAUCGGCGCACGUGUAUGGCGCCAUCAUCCGCGCCAACGCGCUUGUCGUCGAAGAGGACGACAACGAGAAAGCUGUCGACGCGACGCCUGCGGCAGCAGCGCAUUAGUGUGCCUCGAUCGCGUUUAUUGUUAAAUCAAACAUGACUAGUAAGCGAACG